CUUCCCUGCCGCGAACCUUUCCCUCCACAACAACAACUUUCUUCCAUCACGCAACCUCAAUCUUCAUCCACAAUCCACUCAUCAAUCAUCAGUCAAGCCAUUCGCAAGAACUCAACCAAACUUCAUCAUCACGAUCAUCAUGGCUGCUGCUGAGAACAAGACCAAGAUCGACGUUCCUGUCCUCACUGAGCGGGAGCUCGAGAUUAUCGUCGGCGCGAUUCGCUGCAUGGAGGGCGGCCUCCCUAAGGUAAGCCGUAUCCUCUCAAGUUUGUUUCUACAGCUCUGCCCCGAACUACUCAACCCUCCUCUCGUUUCACUUUCCCGCGAUGCUUUCUGUUUUGCACGAUCCCUUGCUGCCUCUUGGCCCCAAGAGGACAGCCUCGCCCCCUUCAACCUCACACGAUGCGUCAAACUGCGACGACCAGACCCCACUUGGCACAGCAUCCACACGGAGGCUGACACCUUUGUCACAAACAGCCCGACCUGCAGAAGUUCGCCGACAUGGUCGGCUUCAAGAACACCAACUCUGCCUCUGUCUCCCUGAACACGGUCAAGAAGAAGAUCAUGGGCGACGCCGCCCCGGUGAGGACCCCCAAGAAGCCGACCCCUGCGUCUGCCAAGCGCAAGAAGAACAUCCCGAAGGACGACGACGAGGAUGACCUCGAUGAGACGCCUAGCAAGAAGCAGAAGCCCACUCCAAAGAAGGGCGGCAAGAAGGGUUCUUGUAUCAAGGUCGAGUCCCCCCAGGAUGACAAGGACGACUCUGCCGCCUUUGUCUGACUCGCCGACUCUGCCACACGGCUUCUUUCGCAGCUAUCGUUGGACUGAGGGGUGAUUUGCGUGGUUCGGUUUGGCUCACGGCUGCUUUGAAUGGACUGAGCAGCCGCGUUUGGCACUCUGCACGUCUUGGGUUCCAUAGCACAUCAGGGAAGUCUGCACAUGUGCACAAUCGACACGGCUUGAGUGAUAAGUCGGUCUGAUAGGGAUCAAUCAAUUGAAUCGAAUCGGGAACACGGCCCGAUUUCUUCCG
Molecule: messenger RNA, 1030 nt
Organism: Diaporthe batatas
Lineage: Eukaryota; Fungi; Ascomycota; Sordariomycetes; Diaporthales; Diaporthaceae
Exons: 2
Coding region: 140-544 (134 amino acids)
Source: RefSeq, a predicted model, not a curated record